GAGCUCAGAUGAACCUCGGCAUCCUUUCCCACGUUGGAUCAUUUCAGCUCCGUUAAACCAGAGAAGCACCGGAGCAGCGCUGCAAACACACGGUGAUCCUGUGCAGCAUGUGUACUGCACGGGGAAAUGUGAGAAGAGAAGGCGAAGAAGACUCACUCUGGGGAGAAGAAACCUGAAGACAGGAGUAGACGCACGGUGUAACAACACAAGAUGGAUCAUCAUGCAAACGUGCUUCUGAUCAUCCAUUCAUUGGUUAUUCUUUGAAACACACAGUUAAACUUAGCAAUGGCAGCACACACAGUGCUUCUUUUUCUUUUAGUCUGGAACGGGGGAAGCAUUUCAGCGACUGUUGGCUUAUCAGAGGAAGAUCAGGAUUUGCAGGUGAUAUCAAGCAAAAGACAACAAGUUUUACCUCAGCCAGAGUCCAUUGAUAACUUAACUGUGAGUUUCAAAGAAUUGGGAAGCCAGCGUCAGACUGAAGAGGAUGAUGUAAGAACGCUGCCAAAUGUGGCUCUUAGACUAAAUGGCAGAAAACCUAAUGAUUUGGACUUUAAGGACAAUAUAGCAAGGCAAACAGCUGUACUUAAACAUUCCAAUUCUGCUGCCAAAUCCCAAUUACCCAAACAUAUCCCUGAACUCACUCUGAACCACGAGAAAAGAAGCAAUUUGACUAAUGGAGAAGCUGAAGGUGUAAUUAAUGUUCUCAGUCAAGUGCCGAGUUCAGACAAGGAGCACGCUCUCCAGCCUGAACUCCAUUUAGAGACAGGUGUCGGUGACGUUCUGCCCCAGAGAACAUGGGGCCACUCUAAAUGGGUCACGGAGACUGAAGACGGGCGGUCCGAGCCUCGCUCUCGCCGCCGGAGGAGCUGGCUGUGGAACCAGUUCUUUGUGAUCGAGGAGUACAGAGGGCCUGAGCCUGUGCUCAUUGGGCGGCUGCACACAGAUAUGGACAAAGGAGACGGACGCACUAAGUAUAUGUUGGAGGGGGAGGGGGUGGGCUCUGUGUUCGUUAUUGACGGCAACACAGGCAACAUACAUGUCACCAAGUCUUUAGACCGCGAGGAGAAAGACCAGUACCGCCUCAUCGCAACAGCUACAGAUCGUCAGACCGGCCGAGCCCUGGAGCCCUCGUCUGAGUUCAUCAUCAGAGUUCAGGACAUCAAUGACAACCCGCCUGUUUUCCUUGAUGAACCCUAUGUUGCCAUGGUGCCAGAGAUGGCCAACAUAGGCACGUCCAUAAUCACAGUCACAGCCAGAGAUGCCGAUGAUCCAACAUAUGGAAACAGCGCCCGGCUGGUGUAUGCCAUCACUCAGGGCCAGGACUAUUUCUCUGUGGAUCCUCAGACAGGCGUCCUGCGGACAGCUGUACCUGACAUGGACAGAGAGACACGGGAUGAAUAUCUGGUCGUCCUCCAGGCCAAAGACAUGGGCGGGCAUCUGGGCGGAUUAUCAGGGACUACCACCAUCACUGUGAAGCUGAGCGAUGUCAACGACAACCCCCCUCACUUCAGAAGGAGUGCAUGGUCAUUCUCUGUGUCGGAGCUGGCAGCGCCAGGUGUGGAGGUGGGCCGCCUCACUGCCACUGAUCCAGACCUGGGAGAAAAUGCACAGCUGGAGUUCACAAUCCUGGACGCAGAGGAGGCCGAGGUAUUCAAUAUAACCGGAAGAGACCAGGAGGCUGUGAUUGUUCUAAACAAGCUGCUGGAUUAUGAAACCCGUAACUCCUACACUUUCUCUGUGGAAGUUGCCAACCCUAUAGUGGAUGCACGGUACCUAAGGAAAGGUCCCUUUAAGGACCAGGCAACAGUCCGGGUCAUGGUGCUUAAUGCUGAUGAGCCGCCACGAUUCUCUCAGGCUCGGUACCAUCUGGAUGUGUCUGAGAACUGCCCCCCUGUCUGCUCUGUUGGCCGGGUGCAUGCUGUGGACCCAGACACAGGACAAAGCACCAACAUCAGGUACUCCAUCGAUCCCCAGUCAGACCCUGAGGCUCUGUUCCGCAUCGCCUCUGACACCGGCUUUAUCAACACAGUGAUGGAAUUGGACCGCGAGCAGGAGCAGUGGCAUAAUAUCACUGUCAUCGCCACACAGAGGGACAAUCCAAAUCUUGUGUCAAGGGUUGUGGUUGCCAUAGAGACACUGGAUCAGAAUGACAAUGCGCCGGAGUUGGACAGACAGUAUACAACGUCUGUAUGUGACUCCAGUGCCCCGGGUCAGGUAGUUCAGGUCCUGCGAGCCAUCGACAGGGACCAAGGAGUGCAGGACACCCCGGUCCACUUCAGCAUCCCUCCUGAAUCCAGCUCUGCCCUCAACCUAACCAUCAGGGAAAGCGGAGGUGUGACAGCCAGCCUGGUGCUCCAGUCAGUCUUGGAGCCCCUCCCUGGCUUCUCCUCAUCCUCACUCACCCUCUAUGUGCCGGUGGUACUGCGCGAUGGGGCCUCAGGUCUGACCAACACUGGCACGGUCACUGUGACCAUUUGUCCUUGUCUGCGAGGGGGCAUGCAGACAGAGGAUAGAGGGAGACAGAGGGACAGGAGAUGGGAGAGACACAUGGUUUGUCUCCCCGUGCCUUCUGCCUCCCCGUCUCUCAUAUUCAGUUUGGUCACCUUGCUCGCCAUGCUGGCUUGUGUCACCACUCUGCUGGUGGUGUGUGCACUCUCGCUGUCAUUGCGCCAUCAGAAGCGAGACUCCCACUCACCCUUCGAGGAGGAUGAUGUCAGGGAGAACAUCAUAUCCUAUGAUGACGAGGGGGGAGGGGAAGCAGACACCGCAGCUUUUGACAUUACAGCGCUGCAGAGCAUGCACAGAAUACAGCACAUGCACAACAACAGGAACAUAUGGUACACCCAGCAGAAUGCGCCGAGGGCCAGGACGUACAGCUGGAGUCGUAACCCACGCCUCGGCCUGGACCCACAGCAGAGGCCGGGCUCGGCACCGCUCUACGGACGCUUCUGUUACGGCAUUCACACGCUGCCUGUUCUCAGAGAUUAUCCAGUCGGGCCACUGGAGGCAGGACUGCAGCUAACGCAGCUGACCCAUGGGCUCACUGGAGGUCACAUUGGCAAUUCCCUUGUCAUCCAGAACCAGAGCACCUUUGAGCCUCCGCUGCGUUCUCCUGAGAUGAGCCCUGCUAGUUACGAAGCAGAGCACACGCUGGCGAAGAGCAGAAUCACAGAGAGAAAUGAGGGCAGUGAAGCAAACGCUGCUGACACAAAAGAGAAGCAGGAUCAGGCAAAGAUAAACCCACCAGAAGCAGAGUCGACACCAACAGCCACCAACGCUGCCAAUCCGACCCACUGUGACCCAAAUGAGUCUUCAUGCCAAAGUCACACCAGCUCCUCGUCAAACCAGCAAGAGGGGCGACCGGGGUCAUCGCAGACUCAGAUCAGCACUGCAGCCACCAGCUGCACGUUAGAUGACAUUGACACUGAUUCCUCCAUCCCUUCCGUUUCAGAGCGAAAUUAUUCAAAUGGCAGUGAGAUCGGCUCUGUGAACCCUCCUGUUUACCUGAAAGGAGACACGUACAGCAUUGUUGGCUCCCUGAAUCCAAACAGCAGAGGGACGUGUAUGAACGGGACUAGCAGUGGAGGGUUGUACCCAGCGGGAGUGCAGCUACUGAACAUGUGCAGACUCCAGAGUAAGGAUUUGACCCCGCAGCCUUUGUCCUUACCUGGGGGGAUGUUUGGCAACAACAGAGGCUGGGCAUGCGGGGCGGAGCCUGCCAGAGCAGAGGCCACCAACCCGCAGCCCCUCCGUAUGGAAGACCUCCUGAAUAUCCGUCUGGACCAGGUCACCUUUGACCUGUCCCAGCCGCCCUAUGACUCACUGCAGACUUAUGAGUUUGAGGGCCGUGACUCAAGGGCUGAGUCACUGAGUUCACUGGAGAGCGACGGGGAGAAGGACGAUGGGAGAGUGGUCGGAGGGAUGGAGGAGUUAAACCAGAAGUUUCAGAGGCUGGUGGAGAUCAUCAGAGAGAGGGAGAAGGAGAAGGAGGGAGGAGGAGGGGAGACACGAGCGGCCGAGGGAGGCGAGACUGCAGCGGCUGCUCACGAUGAGACUCAUAAACAAAAGGAGGACAAAGAGAAAGAACAGCAGAGAUGGGAUUUCUAGACUGCAAUAAAAGAAAAGUUAGAAAGAGGAGAACUCUUUCAGCAGUGAUGGAUUUUAAACACAGCAGGGGUGGCAAAAUACACAGCCUCUGACAGAGAUCUCCUUGUCCCACAUGCCCAGAAUCCAGCAGGCUGACAGUACAGUCGAGACUUGUGGUGGAAUCAGUGCACAGCGUAUAGUUUUCACCUCCACUAUGUUUAUAAAAUGCAUAUGGAAUCUGUCACUUUUCACACUUCUCUUGUAACAGAUAUUAAUAAUGCACUUGGGCUUUCAAAGCUAAAGUUAUGAAAAAUUAACAUUUUUGAAAUAUUGAUUCUGAGCCCUGAAAGCUGCAUUGUUAGAAAAUAGGCCUCAUUAAAUAUUGACCAGAAUUGUGAUGUUUAAUAUUGAUAGUUUAAUAGGGGCACACUCACUAGAAACCCUUGGAAUCUGAAUCCGAAUAAACCCACACAGGCGUACAGUACAGUGCUGCAGGCCAACACUGCCGUGUGUUCACAGAGCCUCUCUGACGAGUCUGACUGUAUACGUUGAUAUUCUGUAGCUCCAUAGAGAGCGUCCGGCUCCAGCAAGUAGCAAAACCUGCUCACUAUGCAAUCUGCACACAGUUAGAAAUGAUUAGAUUGUCACUGUCAAAGACUUGUGUACUGUUGUGAAAGUACAGUAAAUAACUUCCAUAUGUAGAUAAAUAUCAGCGUCUGCUUUACUGCUUAUUGCUCACGAGUGGACGAUUGUUUCAGGAGGGGGAUGUUUACCGCAAUCCACACAGGAAAUUAAGCAUCUGAUUUUCAGUUAUUAAACUGUUGCAGGCGUAAGCGUACAAUAGACAAUGCUCCCCAUAAUUUCACCCACGCAAGAUUAAUUAUAAUUCACUAUUGUGUUUGCGUUUGCUGGUCUAGAAUUAUCUCCAAAGGCUUAUUUAUCUCCCACCUUUUAAAGAGACAAAAUUAGGCGAAAGCCGUCAUGUGGCGUGGUACACACAGGCAUUGUUCCCGUGACGAGCCCAGAGCAACAGCAAAAUAAUCAUUUA
Molecule: messenger RNA, 5134 nt
Organism: Epinephelus lanceolatus (giant grouper)
Lineage: Eukaryota; Metazoa; Chordata; Actinopteri; Perciformes; Serranidae
Gene: cdh24a
Product: cadherin 24, type 2a
Biological process (GO): cell-cell adhesion mediated by cadherin; multicellular organism development; cell morphogenesis
Cellular component (GO): plasma membrane; catenin complex; adherens junction
Molecular function (GO): beta-catenin binding; calcium ion binding; cadherin binding
Source: RefSeq, a predicted model, not a curated record